Molecule: messenger RNA, 1125 nt
Organism: Polyodon spathula (Mississippi paddlefish)
Lineage: Eukaryota; Metazoa; Chordata; Actinopteri; Acipenseriformes; Polyodontidae
Gene: crym
Product: crystallin, mu
Exons: 8
Coding region: 89-1060 (323 amino acids)
Biological process (GO): thyroid hormone metabolic process
Cellular component (GO): cytoplasm
Molecular function (GO): thyroid hormone binding
Source: RefSeq, a predicted model, not a curated record
UGAUCUCUCCUAAAUAACAACACGUUGUUUUCUAAUGCAUAAGCCCUGGUUGUCGGAGGUUUGAGUUUGAUCGCUUCUUCCGUGUAACAUGGCUCAGCCGGUGUUGAUCAGCGCUGAGGCGGUGGAGAAAAUCCUGCAAUACCGGGAGUUGGUGCCGCGCUUGGAAGUGGCCUUAGGAAAGUUUUCCAAUGGAAAAGGAGAAAUUGUGCAGCCUGUCCGAUCCGUGCUUGCUAUAGAGAAAUACAAUGGCUACUUAGGUGUCAUGCCCGCCUACAGUGCCCAUGAUGACGUUUUAGCUACAAAGAUAGUUGCGUUCUACCAGCGGGAUCAGCCUUCCUCAAUCCCGGCGCAUCAGGCCAGCGUCCUGCUCUUCGACCCAGAGCACGGCACCCUGAUGGCUGUUAUGGAUGGCAAAGUGAUUACUGAGAAAAGGACUGCAGCCGUCUCUGCGAUUGCAACCAAGUUCCUAAAGCCUGUCCAGGCAGAUGUGCUGUGCAUCUUGGGAUCUGGAGUUCAAGCUGUCAGCCACUAUGAAAUCUUCACUGAGAUGUUCUCGUUUAAAGAGGUAAGAGUGUGGGGCAGGACGAAGGAAAAUGUCGACAGGUUUGCUCGGACUGUCCGAGGCCCAGUCCGGGUUUGCUCAUCGGUAAAAGAGGCAGUGGUGGGAGCUGACCUCAUCGUCACAGUCACCAUGGCAACCAAACCCGUGCUGUUUGCCGAAUGGGUGAAGCCUGGCGCACAUAUUAAUGCGGUGGGGGCGUGCCGGCCGGACUGGAGGGAGCUGGACGAUGUGCUGAUGAAGAGCGCUGUCCUGUACGUGGACACUCGGGAAGGAGCCAUGAAGGAGUCUGGGGAUGUCAUUCUCUCGGGGGCAGAGAUAUUUGCUGAGCUGGGAGAGGUGGUGAAUGGAGAGAAACCUGCCCUGCAUGAGAAAACUACUGUGUUUAAAUCACUGGGUAAGAAUAAUCAGACUCUUGUAAGCAGCUCUAACGGGAACACAAAGCACCCAUCCCUGCACUCACUCCACCAGCACUGGCACAGAUCUGUGGGACACUGUUGAUGCGAAAGCGCUUCAGUACAUUAUAUUAAAUAGCAAAACUACAUUGACUUAGAGGGCUCAGAUAU